This is a messenger RNA of Glycine soja, 1363 nucleotides long. Its product is annotated as 2-methylene-furan-3-one reductase-like. NCBI's taxonomy places the organism in Eukaryota, Viridiplantae, Streptophyta, Magnoliopsida, Fabales, Fabaceae. The record is from RefSeq and is a predicted model, not a curated record. Bases 54 to 1016 code for a protein of 320 amino acids. Gene Ontology annotation, molecular function: zinc ion binding; oxidoreductase activity, acting on the CH-CH group of donors, NAD or NADP as acceptor. The transcript is spliced from 4 exons.
CACAGAGUUCAACUACAAGGUAGGAACUCUUUUUCCUUCAAGUCACUAAGAUAAUGGCAAGCAUUUAUAACAUUCCAUCACACAUAAAAGCUUGGGUCUAUUAUGAAUAUGGAAACAUAGAAGAGAUUCUCAAAUUUGAAUCUAACAUACCCAUACCAGACAUCAAGGAAGACCAAGUGCUCAUCAAGGUUGUGGCUGCAGCGCUUAAUCCUGCAGAUUAUAUGAGGGCUCUUGGGUUUUUCAAGGACACUGAUGCACCCUUACCUAUUGUUCCAGGGUUUGAUGCUGCUGGUGUGGUGGUGAGAGUGGGAAGUAAAGUGAGCAAAUUCAAGGUUGGAGAUGAAGUUUAUGGUGAUAUCAUUGAGUAUGCUUGGAAUAAUCCAAAGACCAUUGGGACUUUGGCAGAAUAUACUGCUACUGAGGAGAAAGUGUUGGCUCACAAACCCUCCAAUUUAAGCUUUAUUGAAGCAGCUAGCCUUCCUGCAGCCAUCAUCACUGCUUAUCAAGGAUUUGAUAAAAUUGAGUUUUCUGCUGGCAAAUCUAUACUUGUUCUAGGAGGUGCUGGUGGAGUUGGAUCCCUUGUUAUUCAGCUCGCCAAGCACGUUUUUGGCGCAUCUAAGGUUGCAGCCACUGCUAGUACUCCGAAACAGGAUUUGUUGAGGAGCUUAGGAGCAGACUUGGCUAUUGAUUAUACAAAGGAGAAUUUUGAAGAACUGGUAGAAAAGUUUGAUGUAGUGUAUGAUACAGUAGGAGAAAGUAAUAAGGCAUUGAAGGCUGUUAAAGAAGGGGGCAAAGUUGUGACAAUAGUACCACCGGCGACUCCACCGGCUAUAACCUUCUCUGCAGUUUCAGAUGGUGCGGUGUUGGAGAAAUUACAGCCUUACUUAGAAAGUGGAAAGGUGAAGCCAGUAUUGGAUCCUAAGGGUCCCUUUCCAUUCUCUCAGACAGUGGAAGCAUUUGCAUACUUGAAGACUAAUAGAGCCAUUGGGAAAGUAGUUCUACAUCCCAUCCCAUAAACAUAUUUAAUUAAGCAUAUAAGGAGAGAGCACAGCCUUUUAAUUAUGUAAUAUGAAUAUUGUUAGUCAAGAAUGUUUAGAUUUAGAAACAGAUUGUCCUUAUAAGGUUGUAUUGGUAAAUUUUGUCAUAUCUAGUUCAAAUGAAGGUGGUGUUAUCGUUCAGCAGAUGAGGCAGCUUCUAAAGACACAAGUGGAUUUGCAGGUCUCUUUUGUGAGUUGGAAGGCUAACAUUGCUUUAGCUGGAUUAUGAUCAAUAGAGAAUCCUCAAAUUCACAUUUUCUAUUGUAUUAAUUCCAACUCAAACUAUGUUUAAGAAAUAAAGUUUGAAGAGAAAAAUGACAAGGUAA